Molecule: messenger RNA, 1920 nt
Organism: Urocitellus parryii (Arctic ground squirrel)
Lineage: Eukaryota; Metazoa; Chordata; Mammalia; Rodentia; Sciuridae
Gene: Slc34a1
Product: solute carrier family 34 member 1
Biological process (GO): intracellular phosphate ion homeostasis; sodium-dependent phosphate transport
Cellular component (GO): vesicle; brush border; apical plasma membrane
Molecular function (GO): sodium:phosphate symporter activity
Source: RefSeq, a predicted model, not a curated record
AUGAUAUCCUAUGGAGACAGGCUGGGGGCCCCUGCCGUCUCCCCACUUCCAGUCCGCGCAGGGCACAUGGUACACGGGGCAGCCUUCGCCUAUGUGCCCAGCCCACAGGUCCUGCACAGGAUCCCAGGGACAUCUGCCUAUGCCUUCCCCAGCCUGAGCCCAGUGACCCUCACAGAGCACAGCUGCCCCUAUGGGGAGGUCCUGGAGUGCCCUGACCCACUACCUGCCAAGCUGGCCCUGGAGGAGGAGCAGAAGCCAGAGCUUGGGCUGGCCCAGAAGCUGCGCCAGGCUGGUGUGAUGCUCCUCAAGGUGCCGCUGAUGCUGGCCUUCCUCUACCUCUUUGUCUGCUCCCUGGACGUGCUCAGCUCAGCUUUCCAGCUGGCUGGAGGGAAGGUGGCUGGUGACAUCUUCAAGGACAAUGCCAUCCUGUCUAACCCCGUGGCGGGACUGGUGGUAGGGAUUCUGGUGACCGUGCUGGUGCAGAGCUCCAGCACGUCCACAUCCAUCAUUGUCAGCAUGGUCUCCUCUGGCUUGCUGGAGGUGAGCUCUGCUAUCCCUAUCAUCAUGGGCUCCAACAUUGGUACCUCUGUCACCAACACCAUCGUGGCUUUGAUGCAGGCAGGAGACAGAACUGACUUCCGGCGGGCCUUCGCGGGGGCCACAGUGCACGACUGCUUUAACUGGCUGUCCGUUCUGGUCCUGCUGCCCCUUGAGGCUGCCACGGGCUACCUGCACCAUGUCACUGGACUCGUGGUCGCCUCCUUCAACAUCCGUGGUGGCCGUGAUGCCCCUGACCUUCUCAAGAUCAUCACGGAGCCCUUCACAAAGCUCAUUAUCCAGCUGGACAAGUCUGUGAUCACCAGCAUUGCCACAGGGGAUGAGUCCCUGAGGAACCACAGUCUCAUCCGAAUCUGGUGCAACCCAGAACCUUUGGAGGUUUCCACUUCCAUGUCCAGGGCAGAGGCCAAUGCUAGCCAGACCCUUGGAAAUGCUACCAUGGAGAAAUGCAACCACAUCUUYGUGGACACGGGGCUGCCUGACCUGGCUGUGGGACUCAUCCUGCUGGCUGGCUCCCUGGUGCUCCUAUGUACCUGCCUCAUCCUCCUCGUCAAGAUGCUCAACUCUCUGCUCAAGGGCCAGGUGGCCAAGGUCAUCCAGAAGGUCAUCAACACUGACUUGCCUGCCCCCUUCACCUGGGUCACAGGCUACUUUGCCAUGGUGGUAGGCGCUGGCAUGACCUUUGUUGUCCAGAGCAGUUCUGUGUUCACGUCGGCCAUAACCCCACUCAUCGGACUGGGUGUGAUCAGCAUCGAGAGGGCCUACCCGCUCACGCUGGGCUCCAACAUUGGCACCACGACCACGGCCAUCCUGGCUGCACUGGCCAGCCCCAAGGAGAAGCUGUCCAGCUCCUUCCAGAUUGCUCUCUGCCACUUCUUCUUCAACAUCUCGGGCAUCCUGCUGUGGUACCCGCUGCCCUGCACGCGCCUGCCCAUCCGCAUGGCCAAGGCUCUGGGCAAACGCACCGCCAAGUACCGAUGGUUCGCUGUCCUUUAUCUCCUCGUGUGCUUCCUGCUGCUGCCCUCGCUGGUGUUUGGCAUCUCCAUGGCAGGUUGGCAGGCCAUGGUAGGUGUGGGUGCACCUUUUGGGGCCCUGCUGGCCUUUGUGGCAUUCAUCAAUAUACUGCAGAGUCGAAGUCCUGGACGCCUGCCCAAGUGGCUGCAGACRUGGGACUUCUUGCCCCGCUGGAUGCACUCCCUGCAGCCCCUAGACCGCCUCAUCACCCGUGCCACCUUGUGCUAUGCCAGGCCUGAGCCCCGCUCACCCCAGUUGCCUGCCAGGGUCUUCCUGGAGGAACUGCCCCCUGCCACACCCUCCCCCCGCCUUGCACUACCUGCUCACCACAGUGCCACCCGCCUCUAG